AUGUCCGAUCGUGAGGCCGUCCAGGUCUUGAAAGCCAGUCGUAAAGGCUUCAAGGCAGCUCUUUCACGGGCUAGGAAUGUGGCCGAAUCUGCGUUUGAGGAUUACGUAGAAGGUGAACGUCCAACGUUGUUGGAAAGAUUUGUUAAUCAUUGGGACGAUCGAUUACAAAAAUACUUACAAGCCCAAGAUCAGGUCGUAUGCCAUCUAUCAUCUGAUUCCAAAGAUGCAGAUCCAGCUGUAGAGGAACACCUCGAGGCUCUUUUCAAAGCCCAAUCCAAAUUGAUCGGUUUUCAACGUGAUGUCGAAGCUUCACUGCUCCGAGCAGCGGGUGAGCAUCGACCUCAUCCCUCUCGUGAGUCUGGGCAGACCUUAUCUCUUCCUCGAUUAGAUGCGAAGAAACCUCCGUUACUACAGGAAGACACAGAUCAUAAAGUGUUCACACGGUGGCGUCCUUUAUGGGAUAAUUACUCGCUCCUUAUUUAUCUAGAUCAAAGGGACCAACUUACCCAGGUUGGACUCUUCUGGGAAUGUUGUUCUUCGGGAUUUUUAAGUAUCAUCCAACAUUCACUUGGGAUCAAAACCAAUACCGGUCGUACGGUGGUCGAGAUUUUGGACCUAAUUGAGGAGCACCUUCGCAGUCUCCGAAAUAUUCACCUCGAUAUGCGAGACCUUUUGGCUGUGAGACAGAAGGAGGGUCAGGAUUAUUUAUCUUUCUGUAACUCCCUUCGAGAGUUGGCAGAUUAUGCUGACGCAGCCAAGAUCACAGAGGAUCGUCUUCUCAUUGCACUCUUGUUACAGGGGAUGAAGAAUGACUCCGAUAAAGCCAAGGUUAUGGAACGCAAUCCCUCAACAUUCAAUGAAGCCCGCAAGUGUAUACUUGAACUUGAGACUGCUAGACGGGGUGCACGCGAUUUCAGUCACCAGUCUUCAUCUUUAACCGUGGGAGUUCUUGAUCAAGUUGUCCAUGUGACCAAGUCUAAAUACAAGAAGAAUGGGGGCAAAUCGGGUAAGAUGAUUUUUAACAAGACUUUACCAUCCGAGCAGUGCCCGCUGUGUGGUCUUUCCAAGACCCAUUCUCGUGAGGAUUGUCCGGCAUUGAAAUCGUCUUGCCAUGCGUGUGGUCGUACUGGGCAUUGGCAACCCGUCUGCCGUCAAAAGAGUCCUUCAAGGAGAGAGGAGAAACGUGCGGGUGGGGUACACCUCCGAGUGGCUUCGUCUUCCACUCGUGAGCGCGAGAACCGCAUCAACGUUAUGGUCUCACCCCACAAAUCGUCCAAGUCGGUCAGCCUUCAAUUCUGCGCUGAUACGGGAGCUGACGUCAUUAUCAUUGGUAUGAAUCAAUUUCGGGAUUCCGAUAUUUGUCAACUAACCACUCUAGAUCAACGUUCGUCAAACUCCGUCAUUUCUGGUGUUGAUGGUCGAUCUCUUAGCUUGGUCGGUUCGUUCCGAGCUAAUUUGUCUCUAGAUGAGGAUCAUAAGGCCCAUGACGUAACAAUAGUCGUCAGCUAUGAUGUUGACGACUCGUAUCUGAGUUUAGAUGCUUGUCGAGCCCUGGGUAUUGUUGGACCCAAUUUUCCACAACCAAUGAUUUCUGUAAUUGAAAGAGAGGUCGUAAGAAUCCCUGAUCCGACUGUUUGGUCGUUGAAAGAGCGAGAAGAAUGGAUUACUUCCUUACCUUCUUUGCCUUCUAGGGAAGACUUCAUGAACGUUGAAUCCAAACUUAAGUCCAUUUACAGUACGGCAUUUGACGAUUCAAGUUUGAAACCCAUGCGCGGUCCAAUCGUGGGUGAUCCUAUGGUGAUCACCUUAAAGGAAGGAGCAAGAUCGUUUGCCAUUAAUACCGCGCAUCAGAUCCCUAUACCUCAAUUGGACCCCGUCAAAUCCAGUUUGGAUAAGAUGGUUGAUAGUCGGAUAAUAGAACCCGUGGGUGAUAUUCCCACACCUUGGUGCCAUCCCUUGGUUGUCGUACCGAAACCGGAUGGAUCUCUCCGUCUGUGUGUCGACUUAACGAGGUUGAACACUGAAGUCGUUCGUUCUAUUCAUCCCAUCAAGACUCCGGCCGAGGCCAUUUGUGGGUUCAAACCCCGUGAUAAGUAUUUCAUCAAGUUGGAUCUGGUCAAAGGCUACUGGCAAAUGCCGCUGGCCAAAGAGUCGCAAGAAUUGACCACUUUCAUUACUCCUUUUGGGAAAUACCGUUUUCUCCGUUCACCCAUGGGAUUUAUUUCAACCGGGGAUUCCUUCUCUUAUAGAGGCGAUGUCGCAAUGUCUGGCCUUGGCAUUCAAAAGGUUAUUGACGAUAUGGCUGUGGGAAAGGAAUUGUAUCCUGAUCUGGUUCGCGUUACCUGUGACAUUCUGGAACGUUGUGUCCGUUUCGGCAUGACUGUCAAUGCCAAGAAGAGCGUUAUUGGCGGGGCCGAAGAGAUCGAUUUUGUCGGAUAUCGUAUAUCUCGCGAUAGUAUUAAGGCCGAUCCCGAGAAAGUUGCAGCCAUCUCGAGAUUCCCCUGCCCAGAGGAUCGCCAAGACCUGAGAUCGUUCAUGGGUCUUGUUAACCAGUUGGGUCAAUUUUCGAGCGAGAUCGCUCACAAUGCUGAGCCCCUCAGAGAUUUGCUAAAAAUAAAGAAUGUGUUUUCAUGGUGUCCCGAACACAUGAACGCGUUUGAGAAGGUAAAAUCGGCUCUUACCUCUCCUCCUAUUUUGGGAAUGUUCCAACUUGGGGCCGAAACCAUCCUUCAGACAGACGCAUCGAAAUUGAAAGGUCUGGGUUUUGCGCUUAUGCAGCUCCAUGAGGAGUGGAAGUGCGGCAAGCAACAUUAUAUUCCCGACGCCUUAUCUCGUUAUCCCAUUUCGGACCCGGGAAGUUGGGGAGGUGGUAUGUUGUGA
This is a messenger RNA of Tigriopus californicus, 2880 nucleotides long. RefSeq lists its product as uncharacterized. Gene Ontology annotation, molecular function: nucleic acid binding; zinc ion binding. Lineage: Eukaryota; Metazoa; Arthropoda; Copepoda; Harpacticoida; Harpacticidae. The coding region runs from base 1 to 2880 and encodes 959 amino acids. The record is from RefSeq and is a predicted model, not a curated record. The transcript has 2 exons.